Molecule: messenger RNA, 978 nt
Organism: Paramuricea clavata
Lineage: Eukaryota; Metazoa; Cnidaria; Anthozoa; Malacalcyonacea; Plexauridae
Source: the annotation of a GenBank genome assembly
AUGCCAAGCGUGGUUACGACGGGAUAUUAUACAGGGAGCUUUCGAGCGAUUGAACGUAGAUUUAAAGUUACAGCUGGCAUUCCCAAGCGAGUUUGGAAUAACUUUUGCGAAAUGGGAAGAUUAGAGUAUUAUCGUUCAGUGCGUGGUUUAAAAUCGCUGCUUGAGCAACCCGAGCUAGAAUUUGUUAGAAUUUUGAAGGAAAAUAGGCCGUCCAUGCCAUACAAAGAAAUAAAAGAAAACGUAGAACAUUUCACCGCAUGUAACCCCUCUAUUUCAGCUAUAGGAAGAGCCGUUCGCACUCGAUUAUCUACCGGUAUAAUGACGUGGAAAAGGAUGAUUCGACCUUCGGCAGAAAAGUUUACACCCGAAAACAUCGAAUAUUGUCAGAUGUACAUUAAUUUCAUGAACAUUUUAGACCCGCACAGAAUCAAAUUUUUUGAUGAGACAGGAGUCAAAGUGGACUGCGCAAACCGGCAUUAUGGCCACUCUGUCAAAGGAACACAUUGUAUUGAAGUAAUGCAAAAUGCCCAAACACAAAAUGUGACUGUAAAUGUACUUUGUGGAACAUCAGGUGUGAUGUACGCAAAUACUAUCAACGGUGCUUCCAACACCGUAGAAUUUCUAAACUUUUUUUACAAAGCUAGUCAGACAACCCAGCCUAACGGAAAUCCAGUUCUGGAGUAUGGCGACUAUAUUGUUAUGGACAAAGCGGCUAUUCACAGGUUCGAAGGUGGCAGAGUUUUGGCAGAAUGGCUGGAUAGUUUUGGGGUAACAAUGAUUUAUCUCCCUGUCUAUUCCCCAGAAUUGAAUCCUGUUGAGUUAUUAUUUAAUAAAUUCAAAACAGUUUUGCAUCGCUACAAAUUUUGUAACAUUCUUCAAUUCAAUAUCCAUGUUGGUGUGUACAGGGCUCUUCAAGAAAUAACUGUUAGUGACCUUCGAGGAUUUUAUAAUCAUGUGCAAUAUCUACAGAGAGUGUAA